This is a messenger RNA of Colletotrichum higginsianum IMI 349063, 939 nucleotides long. Its product is annotated as F-box domain protein. NCBI's taxonomy places the organism in Eukaryota, Fungi, Ascomycota, Sordariomycetes, Glomerellales, Glomerellaceae. The coding region runs from base 1 to 939 and encodes 312 amino acids. The record is from RefSeq and is a predicted model, not a curated record. The transcript has a single exon.
AUGAAGACCAUCGAUGACAACGACCCCAAACCCUUGGCGGAUGAAGAUGCGGCCUUUUUGGACGGCCUUCUUCGCAGAUACGGUCUUCAAGUUCCCGACAGGUGGCUCGACACUACGGUCUACGUCUCAAUGCUGAUAGGGAUGGUAUUGCUGUACGCCCGCAAUAUUCGAGCGCUGGACCUGAACGACGACCUUCAACACUUUACGGCUCUGAUACCCAAGGACAUUGUUGCCGGAAUACGCUUCGACUUACUUACAAGCUUUCGGGUGCGCCAGUUCGACCCUACGCCUCUGGGAAACAUCUUGCCUCUCCUUCGGCUGGCACACAACCUCACCACUGUCGAUCUCUACCAGCCCGAAGGGGGUUUGGGCGACGGAGAGUUUGACUGGGGCAACGUACACCACCUCACCCUGCGCGGUUCUCUCUUGCCGGUCGACCAACUCAUCCGAAUCAUCAAGGCUUGCAGAAACCUGGGGCUCUUUCAUUACGAGUCGAACAAUGUGUUCGUGGACGAAGCCGUAAUCCGGGCUCUGUCGCAUCACACCAGUACCCUCAAUUCGCUCCAGCUUUUGCUGGGGAGACACACCAUCAUGCACGAAGAUGCUGGUUUCUACCCCGACGCCAUGGCUCUGCCGUCAGUGUCCCGGUUCUCGAAGCUCCGCUCGCUCGGCUUGUCGGAAAGGUACACGGGCUCGGACUCGCGCUGCGUUCCGAGUUCGUUGCCUAGUGCUCUUGAGGAGUUGACGGUAGACGAUGAUAUGGAUGCGCUACGUGAAGUGGGCACGGCUAGAUUUGCGGCACUGGCGGGUCGAUUCAGAAACGGGGAAUACCCUCAGCUUAGGGAGGUGACGCUGGGUACGUUUUUCAGGGCGGAAGAGCACCAUCAUAUUAUCCGGAAGAUUCUUACAGAUGUUGGCCUCUUGUGCCAUGUGAAAUAG